AUGUUGCGACCGGAGAUACCAGUAGGGGACAGAUUAACUCAUUUUCAAAAAAAUUGGCAGUUGAUUACAACAGACAAAUGGGUUUUAUCAAUUAUAAAAGAGGGUUACAAAUUGGAAUUCAUAAAGAAACCAAUUUUUCAGGGUAUAAAACAAACUCAUGUCAGUAUCGAAAACGAACAUAUUAUGCAGGAAGAAAUAGAUUCUUUAAUGCAAAAAAAAUGCUAUAGAAAUCGUACCGAAAACAAAUUGGACGACAGGUUUUUACAGUACUCUAUUUUUAGUCAAGAAAAAGACAGGAGAUUUAAGACCAGUCAUAAAUCUAAAACCUCUAAAUCGGUACCUCCGAAAGCAACAUUUCAAGAUGGACACAUUGACAAAAGUGUUAAAUCUAGUUCAAAAGAACGAUUGGGCGAUAUCUUUCGACUUAAAAGACGCUUAUUUUCACAUAGGCAUAUUCAAGAAACACAGAAAAUUCCUCAGAUUUGCAUGGAAGGGGAAAGUUUUCCAAUUCAAAACAUUAUGUUUCGGACCAACUGUCUCUCCACGAGUUUUCACAAAAAUAUUGUCAGUUGUUGCAGCUUAUCUAAGAGUAAAAGCCAUACGAUUAGCAGUGUAUCUGGACGACUGGAUACAACUGAAUCAAGAAAGACAAAUAUUACUAACAGAAAGAGAGAUAACGCUCAAUCUUCUUCUGAAUCUAGGUUUCAUAAUAAACAAAAACAAAUCCACUCUCAUUCCUGUACAGAUUCUGACAUAUUUAGGAACAGUUUUUCAAUUAAAGAAAGGCCUGGUUUAUCCAACGGCAGAAAGAUUUCAGAAAUUAGUGAAGGCAAUGCAUCUACUAAUCAAUGGUUACACAAAAGCAAGACAAUAUUUGGUAGUUCUUGGAAUGAUGGCAUCCACACUAGAAAUUGUACCAAAUGCAAGACUGUAUAUGAGACCCCUUCAAAUGCAUUUGUUACGAAACUGGAGUCCAGCCAGAAUGUCUCUGCACUGGGAGGUCCCAUGUACACAGUCUGUGAAAUCCAGUCUCCAUUGGUGGUUACAUCAAGCCAAUUUUCAAAAAGGGGUAUCUUUGCAACCAAUUCAACCGCAGAUAACAAUGACUUGCGAUGCAUCAAUGGUGGGAUGGGGUGGUUUUGUGAACAACCAAGUAGUACAGGGUGUUUGGUCCAGGAACCAGAGUACAGAGCAUAUAAAUUAUCUGGAAUUGAAGGCGGUACAUCUGUCAUUGGAAAAUUUUGUUCCGAUAUUAAAGAACAAACAUGUAUUGAUUCGAUCAGACAAUUCCAGCACAGUUCAAUAUUUGAACAAACAGGGAGGUACAAAAUCGAUGAGACUUUGCGAAUUAGCUCAGAGAAUCUGGUUCCUAGCUCUACACCACAAUAUGAAAUUGAAAUCAGUACAUAUCAAGGGGCAGACAAAUGUAUUAGCGGAUUUUCUCAGCCGACACCAACUUCAGGCUACAGAAUGGUCACUGAACAAGACUGUAGUGAACCAUCUGUUUUGGAUGUGGGAGACUCCGCUAAUAGAUUUGUUUGCGACAGCAGAGAACAAACAAUGUCCAGUGUUUUGCUCAUGGAAUCUAGAUACAUUAGCACUGACACAGGAUGCUCUGUCCAUAAGUUGGGAAGGCAUGAUGGCAUAUGCAUUUCCACCCAUAAGUCUGUUGGGCAAGGUACUCAAACACAUGAUGAAGUUUCAGUGCGAAUUGAUUCUGAUAGCACCAAUGUGGGAACGUCAGCAUUGGUAUCCAAUGAUUCUUCAGUUGUUGAUAGCUCCACCAGUCAAGCUUCCAGAAAUGGAAGAUUUAUUGGUUCAGAAAGGGAUGUUACAUCCGAAUCCAAAAUUUCUAAAACUGACUGCAUGGAGAUUAUCGACAAACGGUAUGAAACAGAAGGAUUUUCUAGACAAACUAGAAAAUUAUUGUGUUCAUCAUGGAGAAUCGGAACUCAGAAAGAUUAUAGAUGUAAAUUUAGGAAAUUCCAUAGCUGGUGUGGUAAAAGACAAAUUGAUCCCUUUAGUCCAUCUUUAAAUAACUGUGCUAAUUUUUUAGCUGAUCUAUAUAAAGAUGGUUUAAAAUACAAAACAAUUUCAGGCUAUAGAUCAAUGAUGUCUUCUAUGUUGAACCCGGUGGACAGAAUACCAGUGGGUCAACAUCCCUAUAUUAUUCGUUUACUGAAAGGCAUUUUCAAUGAAAGGCCACCAGUGAAAAGACUUGUACCUGAAUGGAAUUUAUUGUUUGUUUUAGAUGCCCUCAAGCAACCACCGUUUGAGCCAAUAAAGACAGCCAGUUUAAAGUAUGUAACUUACAAGACAGUUUUUCUCAUAGCGAUUACAACUUUUCGCAGAUGUGGGGAUUUACAAUCUUUGACAUUGGGAGAAAAUUCUGUGAAUGUACAAGCAAAAGGUGUAACUUUCAUAAGGCAUGGUUUAUCGAAACAGGACAGAGGUUCACAUCAGAGCAAUACUAUUUUUAUUCCUGCUUUUCCAAAGAACAAGUUGUUGGAUCCAAAACGAGCAUUGACUUAUUAUCUGAAAUCAACAGAAAAAUUUAGGAAUUCAAAAGAGAAGGACUCUUUGAAAUUAUUUUUAACUGUAAAUAAACCGCAUAGAGCGGCUUCAAGUCAGACAAUUUCGUCAUGGAUUGUUAAGACUAUUCAAAAGUCAUACAAAAUGAAAAAAGUGUAUGUAUCUAAAGUUAAAGGUCAUUCAACUAGGUCAAUCGGACCAUCAUGGGCUCUUUUUAAGGGAGCUCCAUUGAAAGAUGUUUUAGACAGUGCAGAUUGGAGUAGAUCAUCUACUUUUGUGAAGUUCUAUUUUAAAGAUGUAUCAUUUGAUUUUCUUAAAGAAUAAUGUUUUUCUCCCCGGCGAGUUAUUUUCCGGAAAGUGAACUGUUUUUAAGUCAACAGUAUGGAACAUAUCAUAUAUAUGACGGCCACAAGUAGUGGUUUAUCCAUCAUAUAUUUUUUAAAAUAUAUUGUUUAAAUAUGUGGGAAAGUGAAUAAGAUUACAUGAUUUGUACUGUGUACAGUUAUUGUUGUGUAUAUAAGAGGGACUGUUGUAGCAGUUUUUAUGAAAUAGAAGAUAUAGAAAACUCUGGAAUGAGAAGAUCUACUAUAAUUGUUGGAGUGGUCAGAAAGUACCUGAACCCGCCUCCAAAGAGGGACUGCUUUGGGAAGGAAUCCUAAAGUACAUAUGUCAGACUACUUUCUGAGGCCUUCGAAGGCGCCAAGGAAAGUGAUUCGAGCAUGAGGUCGUGUGGAGAGGAAACUACGAUACGCAUGCGCGAAAGUUGUUUAUUUCCGGUAGUCGUCUAUUAUGCGGCGCCUACCGUAUAGCGAGUUAUUUUCGGGCCGAGA
Dreissena polymorpha is the source of this 3362-nucleotide messenger RNA. RefSeq lists its product as uncharacterized. The transcript is spliced from 2 exons. Gene Ontology annotation, molecular function: nucleic acid binding. The coding region runs from base 362 to 2035 and encodes 557 amino acids. Lineage: Eukaryota; Metazoa; Mollusca; Bivalvia; Myida; Dreissenidae. The record is from RefSeq and is a predicted model, not a curated record.